Aricia agestis (brown argus) is the source of this 1953-nucleotide messenger RNA. Its product is annotated as delta-sarcoglycan-like. The transcript is spliced from 7 exons. Bases 829 to 1752 code for a protein of 307 amino acids. Gene Ontology annotation, cellular component: sarcoglycan complex; sarcolemma. NCBI's taxonomy places the organism in Eukaryota, Metazoa, Arthropoda, Insecta, Lepidoptera, Lycaenidae. The record is from RefSeq and is a predicted model, not a curated record. Gene Ontology annotation, biological process: heart contraction; cardiac muscle tissue development.
CCAGUCGCACUCCUAACCCCGCGAGGGCCGCACCUGAGCCCGCAAGUCGCGCCCGCGUCAAAUGUACACAUAUUUUCAUUUAAAAACGCCCGCCAGCUUUUAUUUCUAUACAAAGUUGAAACGAAGGGGUCGAGAGCACUUCGUUAAAAUUAUUUUUUUCCUAAUUAAACCUCAUAAUUCGAAGUCUCCUAUGUCGGGCCGAGGACCUCGCUUUCGAGCGUCAAAGAGUCGAAUCGAUGGACUAUAUAUAAAACAGUUCGGAAGAUAUUCGGGCCGGCGUUUUAUUGACGCGAAAAGCGCAGCGAUAGCCGUUCCGAUUCUAUUUUAGCGUUACGCUAGGAAGGCCGGCGGAGGGCAGGAAAGAGUAGCGCGGGAGUGCGCGGCGCGCGGCGCUCGGAGCCGCUGAUAUUAUAUUCUGAAGCACGCCCGGCGCCCGCCUUACCUCGCUCCACGUCAGAUAUUUCAGUGAUACUUUAGGCACCUAUGAAUUUAUCUAGUCUCCGUCACGGGGGUCGUCCGGUGCAGCCGCCUGCACGUCGCCGGCCGUGACGCGCCGUCCGAGCCGCGACACACGCCGCUAAUUGGGUUAAAAGCUGCCGACGACAUUCGAUGUUUACACAUUUAUUUUGUUCUGUUUUUAGAUGAAACGGAACGAUUUUUGUUACGAAGACAAAGGAAUUAUUGUUAAAAUUUUAAGAAAAACUAUGGUUAUUCACCUUUAAAGCACGAGCUAUUGUAUUGGCGUGAAGAGGUUCAGCGACAAAGGGCUGCAACAGUCACGCUGCUAUAAAGGGUAUUUUUGUAGGCGCGAAAAUAUUAGGCACUGCAAUGAAAGUGGAGGACACGGCCAUAGACAAAGUGCACGGAUGGGGUUGCACCCCCACAGAGGAGACCCCUGCUGCACCCCCCUCUACAGCAAACACCUGCCUUCCGCCGUGGGUCACCAGGGGUUGGAGGAGAAAUACCCUCUUCUGUAUACUGGUGUUUCUGAUGAUCUUAGUAUUCUUAAAUAUAGCGUUAACACUUUGGAUAAUAAGUACAUUACGACUUACAAGAGACGGAAUAGGGCCCGUGACGAUAAUAAAACAGGGCAUCCGACUGUCGGGGCAGGCGUGGGUGGAGGACGGCCUGGUCGCGUCCGCCAUCGCCUCGCCGCCCGCUCUGCCCAUCACCAUGCACGCGCACCGCAACUUCACCGUGCUCGUGAAGGACCCCGAACACAGCGAACACGCCAAACUCCACAUUAGGAGGGACGCUAUAGAAUGCAGCGGACGGACGUUCGAGGUGCGCGACGCGGCGGGCGGGCGCGUGUUCCAAGCGGCCAGCGACGAGGUGCGAGUGUUCGCGGACGCGCUAGCGGUGGAUGGAGCGGGCGGCGUCAACGUGCGGAACUCGCUACAAGCGCCGCUCGUACGCGCACCGCCCGGCUCCGAUUUGCAAUUGGAAUCACUAACUCGGAUGCUGGAUUUGAGAGCACCGCAGUCGAUAUACUUUGAAAGCAGAGCCGGGAACAUCGACAUAGCGUCGCAUAAUAACAUCAAGCUGGAUUCCGUUGUUGGAGCUAUCAAAAUUGACGCUCCAAACAUUAUUAUAAGCAACCUGAAGGAGGCAACCACAGUAGAUAAGCCGCAGAAGAGUAUCAGAGGGAAGAAAGUGUACCAGAUGUGUGCGUGCGCCUCCGGAAAACUAUUCCUGGCCGCGCCCGACGCGCUCUGUGCCAUGCAAGACAACGACACUGAGCUCUGUCGAUGAUAGAACAUUCCAGACGUAGGGCACACGCAACUAUAAGAUUGCUGGGUGAAACUUGGGAAAGCGAUUGGCGCAUUUGUACAAUAUCUACCUAUAACGUACAAUCAUAGCUACGAACAUGCCUCCCCCCACCCCUUCUGUCUUUGCCACGCGAUCGUAAAGGUGUGCGCGAGUUAUAUAAAUAUAUAUGUCGCAGCCAACUGG